Molecule: messenger RNA, 1669 nt
Organism: Oreochromis aureus
Lineage: Eukaryota; Metazoa; Chordata; Actinopteri; Cichliformes; Cichlidae
Product: cadherin-like protein 26
Exons: 12
Coding region: 86-1669 (527 amino acids)
Biological process (GO): calcium-dependent cell-cell adhesion; multicellular organism development; adherens junction organization
Cellular component (GO): adherens junction; catenin complex; plasma membrane
Molecular function (GO): calcium ion binding; cadherin binding
Source: RefSeq, a predicted model, not a curated record
GGGCAGGGCUUUCCCACUCUCCUAGUCAAGCUGUUUUUGAAACUCAGAGCACUCCAGCAGAGGAUAUCGAGGAGUGUCGAGCAAGAUGAGGAUCUCCCUUUUUCUGUUGGUUGCUGCAGCAGCCGUGGCAGAUUGUUAUGGUAGCAAGUACAGCAGCCCUUCCAAAAGGGAUCUCCUGGUGCGUUCCAAAAGAAGAUGGGUCUUAUCUACAAUUGAAUUAGAAGAAGAAAUGGACGCACGGUACCCCAUAGAGAUUUCACAGAUGUAUAAUGACAAGAUUGAGGGGAAAGACUUUAGGUUCCUUUUAAGUGGUGAAGGUGUGCCGGACGUGUUUACCAUCAAUGAAAACACCGGAGCCGUCUUUGCACAUAAAAAAGUGGACAGGGAGCAAAAGCCACUUUAUCAUAUCAACUUUGAUGUUUUGGACAGAAAAACGGGUGAAAAACUAGAUAAGGAACUAGCAUUUGAUGUUGAAAUACAAGACAUAAAUGAUAAUCCACCCAAGUUCUCUUUUCCUGAAAUAACAGUUGAUGUAAAGGAAAAUAUACAAGAAAGGUUUUUGCCAGUUACCCUGGUGGUCACAGACAUAGAUCAGGAGAACACAGACAACUCUAAAUUCAACAUCACGAUGGUUUCACAGUCUCUAGCAGAGCCCAAAAUUGCUGUGCAGCAGCUUGAAGGAGGACUGGCCAAACUCACCUUAAAAGGAUGCUUUGACUAUGACAAAGCAGACAAGUAUAAAAUCAUCUUACAAGCAAAAGAUUAUGGAACAAAGCCAAAGGCUCUGUCCUCUACUGCUGUUAUUAACCUGAACAUUGUCGAUGCAAACACUCACCAACCAACAUUCAAGGAGAGACAGUACAACGGUGAAGCAAUAGAAAUGGAGACCAUUGCUAAUGUUUUGAGAGUUGCUGUGGAGGAUAAAGACACUCCGAACACUGAUGCAUGGCGUGCCAAAUACUUCUUCAUUGCAGGGAAUGAAGAAGGAAAUUACAAAAUUGAAACUGAUCCAGAAACAAAUGAGGGUGUCCUGAGUAUUGUCAAGAAACAAAAUUUUGAGCGCACAACUUCAAUAAACCUGCAGAUUGGAGUAAAAAACGUUGAAGACAUAUUUGUUUGUGCUGGCACAAAUCCACCUACAGACAGAGCCAAUGUCACUCUAAAAAUGAUUGAUACCAACGAUCCACCAGAGUUUGAAAAAGCUAUAGAUAACACAUACUUGAAGGAGGAAGCAGAGCCUGGAAAGGUGCUGUUCAAGCCAAAGGUUCUUGAUGUUGACUCUAAUGUUACCAGGUAUGUGCUCCUAACAGAUCCAGCUGACUGGGUGGCCAUUGACAGUAAAACAGGAGAAAUCAAAUCAACUAAGAGGAUGGACAGAGAGUCACGAUUUGUUGAUAAGAACAUUUACAGAGUUGUCAUAGCUGCCAUAGAUGACGGUCAGCCUCCAGCCACGAGCACAUGCACUGUUAAGAUCCACCUGGCGGACAUCAAUGACAAUACUCCUAAAUUGGUCAACAACAGCGCUGUCAUGUGUGGAAACAAGGUUAACAAGGUCAAGGUGCGUGCAAAGGACCUAGAUGCCGAUCCUUACAGUGGACCCUUCCACUUUUCUCUGGGGGAUGAAACACUAAAGCAACAGUGGAAAAUAGAACCUGACUAUGGUUGGUGA